GCGCGAACAACCAACUCUGGAUCCUGCUGAAGUAGGAAUAUGUUCGAGGAGUUAACACGUUUCAUCAGUUAUCGUUUCCUAGCUUAAUUAGGUCGAACGAGUGUUAAUUAGUACUAACUAGUGUGUUAUGUGAGGUAUGGAAAUUUCGCCGAGUCAAUGGAUUUUAAUUAUGUUUAGUACAUUUAUUAUUGGAAUGGACAGUUUAAAGGAAAUUGAAAUAAGCAUACCAGUUGCGGUACGAGUGCGAGACACCAUUUCGCUUCAAUGCAAAUACGAUUUGGAAGGAGAACCAUUAUACACGGUCAAAUGGUAUAAAGGUACAAAGGAGUUUUUUAGGUUUGUUCCUAAAGAAUUGCCAAAUACUAAGGUGUUUGCGUUACCUGGGAUUGAUGUAGAUUUAAGUAAGAGCACUCCAAACGAAGUGGUUUUAAGAAAUGUUCAGCCGGAAGUAACUGGACGAUAUAAAUGCGAAGUUUCAUCGGAUGCCCCUUAUUUCGAUACCAAAUGGAAUUCGGGUUACAUUUAUGUAAUUGAUGCUCCCUUGGAUGACCCCUCAUUAUUAAUAGAAAAAAACUACGUAGAUGUAGGUGAUUUUAUUACUGGAAACUGUACGACAUUGCCCUCGUAUCCAGCGACAAAUGUUAGUUGGUAUCUUAAUGGCAAACGAAUUCCUGAGAGGUUUUCUAAAAAGCUCGAAGUAACGCCGGAAUUCAUGUCGAGUCGACGCAAGCAUUAUGUUACGAUGUCUGGAAUUGAAUUACAAAUUAUGGAAAGCACAUUUCAGAAUGGAAAAGCAUUUUUGAGCUGUGUAGCAUCCCUCUUCAACAUAUACCGGGGAGAAAGAAAAGAAGUAUUGGAAGAAGCCAAACCGAGACCACGUCCAUCUUCCGUUUUAAGUUCAAGGGACGAAAGAUCAGGAGGACAACAAUUGGAAAUAUUGCCUACCCUAAUAGUUUUGGUUUUUUUGCUUAUAAUAUAUGUACAUAGAUAGAAGAUCUAGGGAGGUCAUCAUAUAUUUUUUUUAAAGAUGGAAUAACAGGGGGAUUUUUCCAAUGAUGAUUUCGGAAUUUUUUAUCAUGGAAGAAACUUUCGACUAUAGAAAAGCAGAGAAGUUGUUUAGGUACCGUAAGCAAAAUAUUUUUUCUAUAGUAUAGACAAAGUCUGCUGAUAUAAUGUAUUGCUAAAUACGGAAUCAUCAAAAGUUUUAAUCUGUUUUUUUUUUUUUUUUCAUAAUAAAAUUAUUGUAAAUAAUACUUGGGUAGUAGAAAGGACAUUAAUAACUGGAUACAAUCAAUGUUAAAUUUAGGCACGAUUUUACCAACUUCCAAGUUCAUUUUGUAUUAAAUUAUAGUGAAUAAAUAUAUAUUUAUUUUAAUUUAUUAGAAAUACAUACAUAUACAGGGUGUUUACGGUCUUGUGAUUUUAUUUUUAAGCGGUGAAUAAACACCUUAAAAAGUGUGAUUAACGCUAAACACCCCAAUGGAAAUCAAACAAUAAGAGAGAUAUGAUUUUUUUAAAUUUAUACUACUUCCGAUUUUUAAAUGGAUUGGUAGGGAGGGUCCGGUUAGAUAGCCUCCACGUUCACCCGACCUUAGUCCAGUAGAUUUUUAUUUAUGGAGCGAUGAAAUAGUUGACCUCGCAGAUCUUCGUAACCGUGUUGAAUUAGCUGCGAACACCAUUAGACAGCAAGGCCUAGGACUUGGACGUUAUGCCGAUUCAUGGAUACGUCGAGCGAGACUUUGUAUUCAACAACAGGGCGAUUACUUUGAGCACCUGUUGUAGUGGUUUUCUAAUAACUAAGUGAUCACAUCAUAUUUGAAAAUAAAAUUGUAACAAAUUUAAAAAAUUCAUAUCUCCCUUAGUGUUUCACUUUAGGGUGUUUUGGCAUUAAUCACAUUUUUUUAAGGUGUUUAUUCACCCCUCAAAAAUAAAAUCACAAGACCGUAAACACCCUGUACAAUAAUUUUAGUUGGGAAUUUUCGAGAAUCUAAGAAUUUUGAAGUUGGAUAAAUCUGGCUUUACUUGAGGCGCAGUUUUCUAUGUACUGAAUUAGUUAGGUAUUCAACUCUCUGUGAUUAUAUAAACAGAAUACGUAUUAUCAAAAUCUUUGGAUGAUUUAUAUCCCUUUAAAAUGUGUCUCCAUAUUCAUGAAAUUUCUGCCGAUGGAUGCUAGAAACGAGUUUUCUUCUUUUUAAUUGACGUUAAUCAACGAUAACUCCACAGAAAAAAAAAUCACAUGGGGUUAAAUCACACGGCUUGGUAGCCAUUGUAUCAAAAUGAAACUACAAAAAAAAAUCGCACCCGCGUAUCAUCGUACGCGGUGUUGGACUCCAUUACUUAACUUUCAGCUUUUAUUUUUGCCUCAUCUUCAAACAAACUAAGCUCUUUUGGUGUGUGUAUGUAUGUGAUGGAGGUGUCAGUUGCGCCGCGACCAAGGUUGAUCUAUUAUACCCGUCCUUCUGCUGCUAAGUUCGGGUUUCCUGCUCAAAGCAGCCCCUCCAGUCCCAGGUCCUUGAGGAACCUUAGGAUAUCCAGUGGUUCGUCUUUGUCUGUAUAAGGGCACUCCCCAGGUUCUGCAUCCUUGAGCGACUAACGGCAUAGCAAUUCAGUAAAAGAUGGUGAGGUGUCUCUUUUCCGUCUUCACAAAAUCCACCAUCAUUGAAUUCACAUGCCGCCUUCGUCUAACCACAACUUAUGUAGGUGUUUCUUAAGUCUGCAAUGUCCCAAGAGAACCCCGGUUAGAGUCUUGAGACUUUUCUUGCUAAGGUUGACCAGCAGUUCUGAUCCUUUUUGGUUGAAGUUGUCCAAUAGAUCUUUGACCUGUCAUAGUCCUGGCUGUUCUAGCCAUUGUUCCUUAGCCGGUUCUCUUCUUUUUUGAGAAUUUUUUCGAAGUGCGCAUUUCCGACGCCGCAAAAUGGUUCCGGCCCAUUGAAGGGAGUAGACGCUCCCAUUCUUGCAAGUCUGUCUGCGCAUUCGUUGCUUUCGACACCUAUGUGUUCGAGCACCCAGAGGAGGGUUACUUUAUUUUGUUUUCCCAGCUCAUUUAUCUUCUGUAGACAUUUCCAUACUGUCUUAGAAUUGAUGGCCGGGGAUCUAAAUGCUUUGAUAGCUGCUUGGCUGUCAGACAAUAUUACAAUCCCUCGUUUCCGAUAACUUCUGUUCUGGUUAAACUGCACGCAUCUUUCGAUCGCAUGAAUUUCCGCUUGAAAUAUGCUUGGUGAUUUCACCAUUGGCUCCGAGUAUCUGGUCCGUGGCCCGAAUACUUCGGCUCCAGUUCUCUCAGCAGUUUUGGAACCGUCUGUGUACCAUUUGAUGGUGUUUGCUUUAGGGGAUUGGAUAGAUUCCAUGUUCCAUCUGUUUUUUGUACUUAGUUCGAUGGAAAAGUUUUUCUCAAAACUGAAUUUAUCGAAAAUCAAGUCUUUUGGUAGAUCCAUGAGGUCCUAAUCCAGUUUGGGAGAGGAAAAGUUCUGCCAAGGUGCAUUUCCCUUUGUAAACCUAUCUCCUCCAAUCUUAGACAUGAUCCACUGGCAACCCGCUUCACUAUUAUGCGGAGUGGUGUGAGGUCUAGAACGACUUCUAGUGCCGCGGAUGGGCAUGAUCUCAUUUCUCCUUUUAUACAGAGACACGCGAGCUCUUGCACUAUUCCUAGGGUUUGCCUAGCUGUAACUAGUUCGGCUAUACCAGGCUACCGCUCCGUAGGUGAUGAUAGGUCUCAAUAUCAUGGUAUACAUGCAUCUUAGGAUUGAUGGGUUACAACCUCAUGUUUCACCCGCAAUAUUUUUGCAGACCAUGAGUGCCGAAAUUGCUUUGUUUUUUGUGUUCUCUACAUGUCGGUUCGAGAGACGUUCAGAAUCUAGGGUUAUUCCUAGGAAUUUAACUUCUUUUUUCCAAUCAAGUCUGCUUCCAUCGAGGCGAUUGUUUCUCAAGUUGGGGAGUUUCGUUAUUUUUGUAAAUGUUACCAGUAUGGUUUUUGCUGAGUUUAGAUUCAGCCUCACUGUCUGAUACCAUUCCUUCGUGGCUCGAAGUGCUUUUUCUAUAAUAUCGCAGAGUAUAAGGAGCGGUAGUUUGCUCCUGUUGCAGUACUUGACUAGUCUCUGUACAGUAACCUGAUGCCAGUACUAGGUCGCGGUGUGGUUGAUCAGUGAUAAGAUUUACCCGAACAGUGACCAAGUCCCGCGACGUAAAUUCUGAAAGACAUAAAUGAUUAAUAUUCUCUUUCAGGAGAAUACAUGCUUUAGGCUCGUUACACCGACUGUCCCAGAUUGAUUUUGCCCCGUUACUUGGUAGACCUUUGAUCUGAACCUUAUAUAUCCAAGGCUCUUGUAUUAAUGGGCCGUGUGCCGACUUGAACAACCGCGAUAUGGCAGCAGAUGCUUCCCUAGCGUGAUAUGUGUUCAGUUGGGCUAUUUUGGUGUAAUUCGCCAUCUUACCCGUUAAUAUUGUCUCUUCUGGUGUGGUGGAGUGUUGGCCUCCCAUUCGCCCAGAAGCAUAUUUUCUUCCUCGCUGGGAAUUUCCUCUACCCGAGUGAGAGUCUUUUCCCUUUCUUCUUCUCUUCCUUCUUUUUCUGAAGGAGUCUCGGGUUUGGACCCUGAAGAGGUGCUUUGGGUCCUCGCCUGUUUCAUCUUUUUCUUUUCUCUUCUUGAGGUCGUGUACGGGGAUUUUCCCGAUCCUGUAGAAGAUGCUGUGACUCAUCUUCUUGAUGGUUUCACAGGAUCCAUCGCCUAAGCCGAUGUUUAAUAGCUGGCCGUUACCUGAGAUGGUCCCGCCUGCUGGCUGUCUUGGAUGUCAUGCUCCAUUCGGUCAGGGAUUGGCUUAGCGGUGUCAUCCCGCUUUUCUUGGUUUGUUUGUUGCAAAUUCAUAUUAUCCAUGUUAUUCCUACGAAUAGCUAGGGAAAUAAAGGUCGACCACCUCGGAGCCCCUCUCAUUUGGUGUAUCGCCUCACUCAAAUUUUUCCUCUAUGAUGGUUCUAGCUUCUGUUCCAACAUUAAAGUUGGUAUUCUGGAUGAAAGUCUGUUGUCGUUAAAUUUCUAAAGAGUGCUUGAAAUCUUUUAAAAAUGAUUUUUCAAUUAAACUUUCCAACCUUCAUCUGAAUUAAUUAGUUAAAUAUAUGGUAAACUGUGCCCGAAGUAAACAUAAGUAAGUGAUUAAAUUUUGUUUCAAAUAAUUUUAGUAGGUACCAAAUCAAUGAAGAAAUCAAAACGAACAUUUUUAUUAUUUGAAGAGUGUAUGAAUAUAUCAUUGUAUCUGCAUUAUCUAAUUUGAUUUAUUGUUUUAGAAAUAUAUUAAUGUUGUAAAUAAAUCAAUAUUAG
Molecule: messenger RNA, 5309 nt
Organism: Ceutorhynchus assimilis (cabbage seed weevil)
Lineage: Eukaryota; Metazoa; Arthropoda; Insecta; Coleoptera; Curculionidae
Source: the annotation of a GenBank genome assembly